AUGGAAAAGUCAGUCCCAGAGCUUGUGGGAAGACAGUGGAGACAGGAUUUGGCAGAAGAGAGUGCUUGGGCCUUCUCUUGCGGAGUCGCAGCUCUGUUAUCCAACACUUUCAAAGUUCCAAUGGACGAUAUCUUACUGAGACACGGAGAAACUGGGGAGAUUGUUUUUGCUUAUACGACUCCCUUUACUAGAGAAAGCAUCUCCCAAACUGAGGAACAAGCAGCAACUGGAAAAGAUGGGCAAUCCAAGCAGGCGGCUGAUUCUUUGAACGCAGAAGAAACCUCUGAGGAGGAAUCCACUGAUCAGAAAUCCUCUACAAUCAACCAAACACAAUCUUCGUAUUAUUUUGACGACGUUGAGGAGGUUUUUGAAGAGGACGUGAUAGAGCUAUACCGAUCCUUCCACAAAAAAUUCCAUGAAGCAACGAGGCUCUCGUCGAAUGAACAAACACCAGCACCGCUCGAGAUCACACUAACACUGACACCAGUCGAUGCUGAGCUUCACAAGAUAUUUUGCUUUCCAUUUCUCAGUCGUUCCGCGGUGAAAGAGGACAAGUCUCGCAAGAAAGAUUAUAUGACAAUGUUGGAAUCUAUCCGCCACGAAGGGGCCCAAUCUUUCUUCAAGGCAUUUUGGGCCUUUGCUGAUCGCAUGCUCGCAGAGAGAGGCAUGAUGCAAACAACCGUGAUGGCAGAUGUCAUGAUUGAGUGUACCGAGAGUUUCCAAGUGAAAGACGUUUCCACCAAUGAGAUUCUGCAAGGCGAUGGUAUAGAGCGGACGGUGAGACAUUGUGUACGGAUGGAGAGAGAUUCUUCGUUGGUUCAAGAGGACAACCAAGAGUUUUGGGUACAAGGGAAUUGGAAAAUUGCAGAUAUUGACGACCACUUGGUUGGAAGAGGCCUUUGGACUCCAAUAUAA
This is a messenger RNA of Seminavis robusta, 915 nucleotides long. Lineage: Eukaryota; Bacillariophyta; Bacillariophyceae; Naviculales; Naviculaceae. The record is from the annotation of a GenBank genome assembly.